Molecule: messenger RNA, 1752 nt
Organism: Phragmites australis (common reed)
Lineage: Eukaryota; Viridiplantae; Streptophyta; Magnoliopsida; Poales; Poaceae
Product: tubulin alpha-3 chain-like
Exons: 4
Coding region: 119-1474 (451 amino acids)
Biological process (GO): microtubule cytoskeleton organization; mitotic cell cycle
Cellular component (GO): cytoplasm; microtubule
Molecular function (GO): structural constituent of cytoskeleton; GTP binding
Source: RefSeq, a predicted model, not a curated record
CGGCGGCCGGGCGGGUCGAUCCCUUCGCCCCCGGCGUCUUCACAAACGCCGAUCCCUCGACGCUCGAUUAGUCGCUCCCCCGCUCUCUCCUCACCCCUGGUCGCUUGCUCCAAGGAAGAUGAGGGAGUGCAUCUCCGUCCACAUCGGGCAGGCCGGAAUCCAGGUCGGCAACGCGUGCUGGGAACUUUACUGCCUCGAGCACGGCAUCCAGCCUGAUGGCCAAAUGCCCGGUGACAAGACUGCUGGACACCAUGAUGACGCCUUCAGCACCUUCUUCAGCGAGACUGGCGGAGGGAAGCACUCUCCCCGUGCCAUCUUCCUUGAUCUUGAGCCCACUGUGAUCGACGAGGUGCGGACUGGUACCUACCGUCAGCUCUUCCACCCUGAGCAGCUCAUCAGCGGCAAGGAGGAUGCCGCCAACAACUUUGCCCGGGGCCAUUACACAGUUGGCAAGGAGAUUGUUGACCUGUGCCUUGACCGCAUCCGCAAGCUAGCGGACAACUGCACUGGCCUUCAGGGCUUCCUGGUCUUCCAUGCCGUUGGUGGGGGCACUGGUUCUGGCCUUGGAUCACUCCUCCUAGAGCGCCUGUCCGUGGACUAUGGGAAGAAGUCCAAGCUUGGGUUCACCGUGUACCCGUCUCCCCAGGUUUCCACCUCUGUUGUUGAGCCCUACAACAGCGUGCUGUCCACCCACGCCCUCCUGGAGCACACUGAUGUCUCCAUCCUGCUCGACAACGAGGCCAUCUACGACAUCUGCAGGCGCUCCCUGGACAUUGAGAGGCCCAACUACAGCAACCUUAAUCGUCUUGUGUCUCAGGUGAUCUCAUCGCUGACCACCUCCCUGAGGUUUGAUGGUGCCCUCAAUGUGGAUGUGACUGAGUUCCAGACCAACCUUGUCCCUUACCCGAGGAUCCACUUCAUGCUGUCCUCCUACGCACCGGUCAUCUCUGUCGCGAAGGCCUACCACGAGCAGCUCUCGGUGGCGGAGAUCACCAACAGUGCCUUUGAGCCGGCGUCCAUGAUGGCCAAGUGCGACCCGAGGCACGGCAAGUACAUGGCGUGCUGCCUCAUGUACCGCGGCGACGUGGUGCCCAAGGACGUGAACGCUGCGGUGGCCACCAUCAAGACGAAGCGCACGAUCCAGUUCGUGGACUGGUGCCCGACGGGGUUCAAGUGCGGCAUCAACUACCAGGCGCCAACGGUGGUGCCCGGCGGUGACCUCGCCAAGGUGCAGCGGGCCAUGAGCAUGAUCUCCAACUCCACCAGUGUCGUCGAGGUGUUCUCGCGCAUCGACCACAAGUUCGACCUCAUGUAUGCCAAGCGUGCCUUCGUGCACUGGUACGUCGGGGAGGGCAUGGAGGAGGGAGAGUUUUCCGAGGCCCGCGAGGACCUGGCGGCCCUGGAGAAGGACUAUGAGGAGGUUGGCGCUGAGGGCGCCGGUGACGACGAGGGUGAUGACGACGAAGACUACUGAUCUGCUUGCAGGAAUCGAUUUCUGUGUCUAUGAAUGUGUUGCGGCGUGGAAAAACAUUGUGGUUGCGUCUCCGGGUAUGUUUGUGUUUGCUUCUUGUCGAAUUGCUCUGGUACUACUGUCUUACUAUUGGUUCACUCUGGUUCUGUUGACCUCCUGUUGCUAGUUUACUGUCUUGAUUUGACGUUAAGUUCCGGCUGAUUUCUACAACAGUUGUUUCAAUGUGUUAUAUACCAUGUCUAUGUCGUUUGGAGAAUGAAUUAUCUUGAUUCUCAUGGGAA